UUUUUUGUGGAUGGUAUGGCCAGUUGUCGCGCAUCUUCGGACAAGCUCGCGAGCCCGUCAUCAUGUCUUUACGAAGGCACUGCGCCCCGUUUGUUCUCUUCCUCAUUUGCAUUAUUCUCGGACCGAAUUAUCUAAUCGUCUCGGCAUUCUCCAAGUCUGAAUUGCUCUUUCCCUUCGGUGAAACGGUUUCCAAUCAACGGCUGGACAACGAGACGGAUGAUUACAAUAGCAUCGAAGUUCCAUUGACGACGCCUGUGAUAUUCUACAACCAGACCUACAACUCCAUAUAUGUCAACGAAAAUGGAUUGGUGUCAUUUUUGACGGAAAUCGCCAGCUUUUUUAGCAUUCCUUUUCCACUGGACUACCCCACCAUCGCCCCGUUGUAUUCAGAUGUGGAUAUUCGAGCUAGAGGAGCAGUAUGGUACAGAGAAACGCGCGAGUCGGUGGACAUCAAACGCGCCUCUGUUCUCAUCCAAAAACACUUCACAUCUGGAAGAGGUUUCGAAGCCAAGGACUUGUUUAUCGUCACUUGGGAUGACGUCGGCUUUUUUGAUCGGGGAAAUGAUAAGGGCAAUACGUUCCAGCUAGUGAUAGCUUCAGAUGGCCAGGAAUCGUUCAUUUUGUUCGCCUAUCCGGAUAAAGGCAUUCAAUGGAUUCAAGGAGUCGGAAAAAAUCCAAAUCUGCCAGACGCUCGAGCUCAAACUGGAUUCGUUUCUGGCGAUGGACGAUUCUAUCUUCUAGAAGGUUCCGGCUCGGAUCAAGUUUCCAACUUGAACAAAUUAUCAAAUAUUGGAGUUCCCGGUCUGUGGAUGUUUCGCGUUGGCAAACUUGGCGAAGUCGACGAAGUAGAAUCACCCGAUUUGGCAACUGGAGACACUACUUUGCAGCAGCCGCAAGUGGCUGAGACUUGUGCGGUAGGAUCGGCAUUAUGUCACAGCAAAGCCAUUUGUGUGGAUUACAACCCCGGGUUUUGUUGCCAAUGCUCAACAGGAUUUAUCGGAAACGGUCGCAAUUGCUUGACAGAAGGUAUUCCGCAGCGGAUCAACGGUAAAGUCAGCGGCAAAAUAAAUGGUCUGAGCUUCCAGGACGAAGACCUUCACUCGUACGUCGUCACCAGUGAUGGCCGAGCUUACACAGCAGUAUCCAAAAUGAACGAAACUAUCGGUUUCGAUUUGCAGCCUCUUUCCAUGUUGGGCGGAGUGGUCGGAUGGCUAUUCGCCCGCUCCACUUCCAUCAAUGCCCCCAAUGGCUACCAACUGACAGGAGGUAAAUUUAAUUUUACAACGACUAUGGAUUUUCCCCAAACGGGUCAUCGCGUUGUCAUCGAACAGCGUUUCCACGGCGUCGACGUCUUCAAUUAUUUGCGAAUGAGCAUCAACGUGUACGGAACAGUGCCUUCCAUUUCCCACGGCUCCAAAAUUGAAAUCGCCGAUUACGAAGAAGAGCACCACAAAACAGGAUUGGGUGAAUUCAGGUCGUCGAGUCGACGUGCUUUCCGCAUCGAAGGAUCGAGUCUCGACAUACCGUUCACUGUCGACCACGUUAUCCACUUUGAAGAGUGUCCUUUCGCGUCGCUCGAUAACACCACCGUUCUCAAAUUGAAAGUGGGACGCAACUUUGUCACCUACGACGCACGCGAACUGAUUGUGCGUUUCGCCAUGACGACCAAGAUUUCACCCCUGCAAGAGACAGAGGAUCCUUGCGUCAAAGGUCAGGCGUCGUGCGUUCCCAACAGCAUCUGCAUAGCCGAUAAAGACACUUUCCGAUGUGUUUGCAACAAAGGUUAUGAAUAUUAUUACGAAGAGGGCAAAGACCAAUCGGCUUGCGUCGAUAUUAACGAGUGUAACAUUGGUACGGAUCGAUGUGACGAGAACGCCCUUUGCUUCGACCAACCGGGAGGUUAUGAAUGCCGCUGUAAAGCCGGAUACAACGGCGACGGAUUUAAUUGCCAGAAAGAGACGCCUUGCUCACGAGUCCGUUGCCCAGCUCAUUCCCAGUGCAUUGAGAAUAACCAAGGGCAUCCCGAGUGCCGUUGCCUGGACGGAUAUCAGGAAACGGAUAGUCAGUGUCAGUUGAUUAGAUCACCGACUGUCGAUUGCCGAACGCAAGACAAAUGCGACAUGAAUGCUCAAUGCGUCUACAACAGUCAGACCGACCAGCACCAGUGCCAAUGCGUGAGUGGAUUCCGAGGUGACGGACUGACUUGCACUCUGUCAUCAGAAUCUUGCGAACAAGCAGCCAAUUGCAGCCCCUACGCCACAUGCACCUACGACGAAGUGCUCAAUACUCAUCAGUGCAAGUGUCUGCCCGGCUUCGAAGGUGACGGCUACGAUUGUGUGCGACCGACUUGCAUCCUCGGCGUUUGCUGGUGCCCAGACGGUUACCUUUACGUCAACGAAAAGUGUGAACGCUCCGUCGUUAGCGGUGAAACGCCAGUUUCUUGCAACGAGGUGAACAUUUGCCAUCCCAAUGCUCGCUGCGUCCUGUCUAUUGGCAACUCGACUGCUGCCGGUACGGAUGAACAGCAGCAGCAGUACAUCUGCCAAUGUAAUGACGGCUACGUAGGCGACGGUUUCCAGUGCGCCAGCGAGAUUGGCUUGCCAAUUGUUUCGACCGAGCCGCCGUCUGGUUCUGGUUGCGAUGUCGGCGGCUGCCGAUCAAACGCCGUGUGUGUCUACGAUGACGAGGCUCUCAAAUCCGUCUGCGUUUGUAAUGACGGCUACCGAGGCGACGGUGUCUUCUGCACUCCCAUCGAUGGAUGUAGCGCCCUGUCCGAUUGCGACGCCAAUGCCCAGUGUCUGUUCAGCAAUCGCGAGCAACGAUUCCAAUGCGAAUGCAAUCAAGGAUACUUUGGCGACGGCAAAAGCUGCUUCCGCACGGAGCAAGUCGCCGAAGAAGAAGAAGAGCCUGGCUGUAACGAAGUCAACAAUUGUCACGUCAAUGCGGCUUGCACGGCCGAUGAAUCGAGCGGUCGAUACGUCUGCGUUUGCCGCUCGGGAUUCAACGGUAACGGGUUCCAUUGCGAGCCGAGUGUCAUUGGGUGCAACGUCAUUAAUAACUGUCACCGCGAUGCUCAAUGCCUCUACGAUCCCGAAUCCAUCGGGUACAGAUGCAAGUGCAAAGAGGGUUACACUGGUAGUGGAACUACCUGUAGGCCACUUGAAUCGUGCGUCGAUAACGAGGGUAUCUGCCAUGCGAACGCCCUUUGCGCUUGGAACACUGAAGGUUACUAUGGAUGCCGUUGUCGCGAUGGAUUCAGAGGCGAUGGCUAUCAGUGUCAAGUCAUUCCGAAACAUGAUGGCAAAUUCUUAUUGAUUAGCCACGGCAUGUCAAUUCUGCGCGUACCUAUACAGGUCUCACCGGCAAUGCCCGGCCGGCCAAUUUAUGUUCAAAUUUUCCAGGCAGCAGUCGGUAUCGAUAUCGACUGUCUUGAAGGAAGGGUGUAUUGGAGCGAUGUCAACGGACGGAUUAUCACCAGCGCUGCUUACAACGGAUCCAACUCCAAAGUUUUCCUCAAUUCAGAGAUCGGAUCGCCGGAGGGCAUCGCUAUUGACUGGGCAUCAAGGAAUAUGUAUUGGACGGACUCGAUGCGCGAUACGAUCGAAGUGGCUUCUUUGGAUUCGAAAGUUCGUCGCGUUCUCUUCGACACCAAACUGAUUAAUCCUCGGGGUAUCGCCGUCCAUCCUUCUCGCGGACUUUUGUUUUGGAGCGACUGGGAUCGAGCCAAUCCGAAAAUCGAACGGGCCAAUGCUGACGGGACGGACCGGCGCAGCGAUUUCAUUACGACGGACCUCCAACUGCCCAACUCGCUGACCAUUGAUUUCGAGCGCGAAGACAUCUGCUGGGCCGAUGCUGGAGUUCGCAGAAUUGAAUGCGUUAGCUUGGACGGUGGCAACCGACGAGUAAUCCGCUCUGACGUAAAAUAUCCGUUCGGCCUUACUCAUUAUGGACAACGCCUUUUCUGGACGGACUGGGAAGAGAAAACCAUCAAGAGCGCAUCGAAAGACGAGAACGACAAAGAAAAUAUUUCCCUGCAAGUGCCGUUAGGUGGGCAAGGGAAACUGUACGGGAUUGUCGCCGUUCCGGAAACAUGCCCUAGAGUUCAAUCGGCGUGUCAAGUGGCUUCUGGGGGUUGCAAUGCGGAGCAAAUAUGUCUGCCCAGCGGAACGAACGGCAGAACUUGUCUUUAAUCAUUAUAAUCACCGAUAAAAACAUUUUUUUUUAAACCUUAAUAUCUUUUCUAAGGGGAGGGGUGUUUACUUUUGUUUGUUGUCUAUCGAGAUGUAACCAUGUAAAAUACACCCUCAACUCAAACAUGAAA
This is a messenger RNA of Daphnia pulicaria, 4321 nucleotides long. Its product is annotated as nidogen-like. Gene Ontology annotation, biological process: cell-matrix adhesion. NCBI's taxonomy places the organism in Eukaryota, Metazoa, Arthropoda, Branchiopoda, Diplostraca, Daphniidae. The coding region runs from base 63 to 4190 and encodes 1375 amino acids. Gene Ontology annotation, molecular function: calcium ion binding. The transcript is spliced from 24 exons. The record is from RefSeq and is a predicted model, not a curated record.